AUGUUCGUUGCAGUGAGGCGCUUGCUUCUCGUGGCAUACCUUGGUGCUGGGUUCGUCGGCGCUUGGGAGCCAGAGUCGACUGCCAUCGCUACUGUCACCCCAUGCCCCUCUCCUUCGCAAUGGAAAACACCCCUACCCAUUACAGUUACUGCCCAAUAUCAACCUGUGUCUACAUGUCAAUCCUCCUCCAAGGUCUGUGUCAAGAACAAGUGUUGGGUUCACUAUUCGUACUCGACCUAUGGCUUUGUUUCCACCGUUAUCCCCUGCCCGGUGGCUUCACCAUCGUCUGUGUCUACCAUCACCAAAACCGAUCAAAAUGUCUUGGUCACUCGAUCCUCAAAGACCGUCACAAACACAUUCGUCACCUCCACGGUAACUCGUAAGUGGAGAAAACCUAUCACUAUUACCUCUACGACAUCGGCCUACACGACUAUCGUGAAGGAGUGGAGCGCACCCUACAAGAAUUUGAGCCCAUUUGCAAUUCCUGGAUACAAGGGGAGCGGCAUCUGUGACCAAUGUAGAGGCCCUGGAGGACAGAAGAUACAACUCUUGGAUGUCCUUGAGUGUAUGCACAUGUUCAACAAACAGACUCUGUGUCGUCGGUUUCCCGAAGUGUGGGUUUUCGAAUCAAAAGCCACCUUUUCUCAUACCGCAUCUGCCGUGUGCUCUACACAAACGCCCGUAUCCGCCCCCGGCAUCUACAUUUUCGAAUUUCCACAGCACGUACCGCCCUCUACUGUUCCGAUCCCGCCUCGCACGGCGACCUGGAAGGUCGAUGGAAAAGUUAUCACCAGCACCAGCACCAGCACCACCACGGUCGUGCCCGGUAGAGCUUGGACUGCCACUAUCACCCGGACCUGUGCUCGACCAACGGUUAUUAAUUUCGAAGUCAUUGUAACCAAGGUUAUCAAAUACACGAUUCCGCCUUUCAUCUUUCCAAAUGGCCCCACCGGUAUCGAAGGGCCUCCACCCUCAACCUGGUCAGACUGGCUACUGACACCAACGACGGCUGCUAGCACUCCCAUUUAUACCUCCUCUGGGAUAGGGAUAUUCACAAAUACCUCCUCCGGGAUUCUGCCAACGAGUGCUACCAGCAUCAGCAUCCUCAUCUCAUCUGCCAUCGCCAGCACUACUAGCAGUUUUACACAGUCCACCAGUCUUGCCAUCAUGACCAGCUCGACUGUAUCUGUUAGCUCGACCGCCGCGAGUGUUCCAAUAACUCCUACAGGAUCCGGAUUCCGACUUCUGGUCCUACAGACUCCACCCGGUUUAGUUCGACGACAGGACAAUGCGCAGUAUCUCUCAUUUGACAGCAAUAACAACGGCAUCGUGGUGUCCAGCUCAGGUUUAUCUGAAGAUACGCUAAUCUUUAGAGCGAACAAUGACUCGCUCGUCGUCAGAAAUAUGUACAUAGGCACUCCUGUGCUUACGAACUCCAAGAUUCAACUUAGUGUCGAUCUUCCAGCUGGCCUGCGCACUUGGUUCUUUGUUGGUAGAUUGGCCCAAUUGCAAGGCUCCAUCGGUUUCUGCAUGGAUGCAUUAGGUUCCAUCACGGUGUACACCGAGCCUGACUCUUGUGCUACACCUGUUUUCCUCGCCUUGGACUUGCCAUCGGACUCGGCGACCAGCUCGACGACCAUUGCGAGCAGUACUACUUCUGUUAGUACAGUUUCAAGUAGCAGCACGCUACCCACGUCGUCCACAACAAGCAGGUCAGUGCCUUCCAGUAUUUUUACACGCGACGGCACAACUUUACUUUCCAUUCCGGUGUCUUCAUCAGUGGUCAUUUCUAGUACGAGCAGCUCAUUUUCAGUGACCGAGUCAACUUCCUCUACCACUAUCACACCAAGGACUUUAGCCGACAGCACUUCUACCGUAAUGCCGUCUUCCACUGUGCCGAUUAGCUCCGCCACCUCACCUUUGUCACAGACUACCUCUUCUGUAAACUCUUUGUCAUCUCCGGUAACUGGAUCGCCUGCUUCAAAUUCACCACCACCGUCACAGAGUUCCUCUUCUACAUCCAUUAUUCUGUCCACAGAGUUCUCCAGCAUCCCAACUCCUUUUGCGUCCUCAACGCCUGUGCUAAUUACAUCUUCUGGCUCCACAACAUCCUCGGGCAUUGGCGAUACGGGAGGGUCCUUAACGUCAAUCUCUACGACCCCUACGGCCGCAGGUUCAUCAUCGUUAACCACGGCAUCCGAGACGAUGUCUAUCGUUUUGACGCCCUCAGAAAGCCAGACGUCGUCUAGUACCAGCAACACCAUUGUCACUACGCCCAUAGUGGAUUCACCGACUACUAGUGUCUUGUCCGUCAUAACUUCUAGUACCACGCUAACAACCCCAUUUCCUUCUGAUGCGUUUGUGCUCGAAGUUGACCUUUUUGCGGCGAGAAAACAUCGCCGAGCGGAAGUGAAAACAUAUAUGGCCUUUCGUGUUGACAACACCGUUUUCUUGACCGAGGACAAAAGUUCCGCUGCAGUCUUCUCCGUAUCUGGAACUCUAGUACGAUCACUAGGCAUGAUCGUCGGAAGCCAAAGUAGACAAGAUUCACCCCUUAUCAAGUCCAGUACGCCAUCUGGAUUCUACAAUUGGUCUUUUCCCAACGGCAUUGCACAGAUACAGGGCGCUGGGGGUUGGUGUCUCCUCGCGAACGUGGUAUAUGUAGUUCAGGAUCCCUCUAAUUGCGCUCAGCCACUCAGAGUUGGUGCAGCACGUGGUAAGUCUUGA
Messenger RNA from Exophiala bonariae, 2727 nucleotides. RefSeq lists its product as uncharacterized. The record is from RefSeq and is a predicted model, not a curated record. Bases 1 to 2727 code for a protein of 908 amino acids. The transcript is spliced from 3 exons. Lineage: Eukaryota; Fungi; Ascomycota; Eurotiomycetes; Chaetothyriales; Herpotrichiellaceae.